Molecule: messenger RNA, 832 nt
Organism: Haemorhous mexicanus (house finch)
Lineage: Eukaryota; Metazoa; Chordata; Aves; Passeriformes; Fringillidae
Gene: TRIAP1
Product: TP53 regulated inhibitor of apoptosis 1
Exons: 2
Coding region: 58-288 (76 amino acids)
Source: RefSeq, a predicted model, not a curated record
GUGCGUCAGUGGGCGGCGCGCCCGGCCCGGCCCGGCCCGUCCGGCGCGGCCGCCGCGAUGAACAGCGUGGGCGAGGCGUGCACCGAGCUGAAGCGCGAGUACGACCAGUGCUUCAACCGCUGGUUCGCCGAGAAGUUCCUCAAGGGCGACAGCGCCGGCGACCCCUGCGGGCAGCUCUUCAAGCGCUACCAGCUCUGCGUGCAGAAAGCAAUCAAGGAAAAGGACAUACCCAUUGAGGGCCUGGAGUUCAUGGGCCCAAGUAAAGGAAAAACUGAGAACUCCUCUUGAUGUUGGCAGUAUGGGUGGAGUCACUAACAGGAGCCUUGGGACUAAGCACCAUCACCAGGUGUGCCACAGGUGCCACCUGGAGAAGACCUUUGUUAACUGCUUUCUAGGAAGUGACAAAUGUUCUCUGCUUGUGAAAACAAACAGCUAAAAGAAAAAAAAAAAAAAAAAAGACUGGAUCAUGUGGUAACUGCUGCCUCCUUGCCAGUCAAACUUGGUGGUGGUUCAGCAUCUGACAGCUUAAAAAUCCAUGUGAACUUCCUACUGAAUGUACUCUGCAGUGGGUAGAGUGGGCUGGGAUGGGUUCUUUGUGACUGAUUUCUCUUGCUUAUUUAUAUAACACUUGAAAGUGUUUAAAAAGAAUAUGAAGGGGGUUGUGUAGUUGCUAUCAUCUCUAUGCUGCUGAAUUUUGAUGAAAUUAGUUUCAUGUAAUCCUGAAGGGCUUAAGCACUGUUUUGUGUCAGUUGCAGAGAUGGUGUAAGAGCUCUAGUGGACCUGCAACACCUUGGCUAAAAUAAAUACAACCAGGUUGUAUUUUGUUCAAGUA